GUAUGUUAGUUGAAGGAAGAUUGCUGCCUGGUGUUACUGUUUUUAUAACAUCGCGGCCCACAGCGCAACGUGCCUUUGAACUACUAAGGUUUCAAAGGACUGUGGAGAUCCUGGGAUUUUUUGAGGAUCAGAUUAAGGAAUAUGUUUUCAAGUUUUGUUGGAAAGACAAGAGUACUGCUAGAAAGAUUUUCGAUUGCAUUGACAGUUCUCUAGAACUUCGUAGCUUGUGUUAUAUUCCCGUUAACUGUUACAUCAUCUGCCUGACCUUGAAGGAAAGCUUCAUCAAUAAUGCUGAGGAUAUUCCAAAGACUAUCACGGAAUUAUACAAAAGAGUGGUGAAAAUCUUACUCUGGAGACACCAUCCACGCUGCAAAUCAGGAUCAAUACCGAAGCCAGACAGGGGUUAUCUUAUAAAGCCUUUACCAAGCGAGCUAGAUGAUGAAAUACAGAAGAUGAAAAGACUUGCAAAAAAAGGAAUGGAGGAAGGGAAAUUGAUUUUUGAUGAAACACACCUUACAGGCUUUGAAAAUGUAGUCAAUUGUGGUUUACUUCACCAAAUACCAGACAAAAGACGUAAUUAUUUUUGCUUUCUUCAUUUGACUCUUCAAGAGUUUCUUGCUGCAUGGUGCGUUGUUGACGACUGGAAAAGCAUUGGAAAGUUUUUGGAUGAUCAUCGGGCAGAUCCUAAAUGGCAUUUGGUGAUAGAGUUUGUUGCUGGUUUAGUUGGCGACUCGAAGAAAGAGAAUAAAAGAUUGAAUAUCGAUGAUGUUCAAAUGAGACUUGCAAAAUGGGUCUUGCAUCUAAAAUCUAGCUAUGGUAGCAAAACCCUUGGCUUUCUUGGCAUCAAAUGCCUUUACGAAUUACAAGACUGGGAUGUAAUCAGAUCAGUUUGUGCAAAAUUACAAAGUGCAACAGAAGAAAUUUCUAUAAGUGAUGUCUCUUUUACGCCAGUUGAUUGCAAUGCAUUAUUCAAAUUUCUCUCUGAAUGUAGACACAUAAAAAAAAUCGUAUUUGAUAAAUGCAAAAUGCUUGAUAACCAUAGCUUUGUAUCCAACAACGCCUCAUGCAAUCUAACUUCAAUCUCGUUUUUACGAUGUGAUUUUGGUAAUUAUUUUUUGAAACAUUUCAGUGACGCUUUAAAAAGCGAAAACUGUCCAAUUACUGAAUUGUUGAUUGGUGGAUCUAAUCUUUCAAAUAAAAGCACCGAAUAUGUGAGUGAAGCUUUAAAGAGCUCCAAUUGCAAGCUGACCAAGUUAACUUACGAAACAACUAAAAUUUCCACAGGAGGUGUCGAGGUUCUUAGUGAAGCUUUAAAAAGUAAAAAUUGUAAACUUACUGAAUUGAGCAUUUAUAACACAAAACUAGAACAUAACUCUUCGAAAUACCUUAGUGAAGCUUUGCAAAGCGAAGAUUGCAAAUUGACUAAAUUAACCAUCCAUAAUUAUAAAAUGUCUGAUCAUUUUACUAAAUGCAUUAUUGAAGCUUUAAGUAAUCCAUUUUGUAAACUUACUGAACUAAGUAUUUGUGGUAGCUAUACAACCGAUCUUUGCAUUAGAUACCUCAGUGAAGCCUUAAAAAGUGAAAACUGCAAACUAACGAAAUUGAAUGUUAGCAUUUUACAAAUUACCAAUGAAGGUAUGAAAGAUUUUAGUGAAGCUCUUGAAUCAGAGAACUGUAAACUUACUUCUCUAAGAAUUAACAGUUCUAAUUUACCAGAUCUUUGUGUUGAAUAUCUUAGUAAAGCUUUGAAAAGGAGAACUGCAAACUAA
This is a messenger RNA of Xenia sp. Carnegie-2017, 1769 nucleotides long. Its product is annotated as NACHT, LRR and PYD domains-containing protein 3-like. The transcript has 2 exons. Lineage: Eukaryota; Metazoa; Cnidaria; Anthozoa; Malacalcyonacea; Xeniidae. The record is from RefSeq and is a predicted model, not a curated record. Bases 3 to 1769 code for a protein of 588 amino acids.